Molecule: messenger RNA, 1221 nt
Organism: Rhea pennata
Lineage: Eukaryota; Metazoa; Chordata; Aves; Rheiformes; Rheidae
Gene: INO80C
Product: INO80 complex subunit C
Exons: 5
Coding region: 85-642 (185 amino acids)
Biological process (GO): chromatin remodeling
Cellular component (GO): Ino80 complex
Source: RefSeq, a predicted model, not a curated record
GCGGCGGAGUGGGGGGGAGGGUACUAUCUCCUGCUGCUGCCCUGCCGGCACCCUCAGCCCAGGCACAGAGGGGCCGCGGGGGAGAUGGCGAGUCUGAUCCCCGCGGCAGCCUCUUCUCCUGCCGGCGCCCCAUCCCGUAGCAAGAAGCGCCCAGCGAGCCCUGGUACCGGCAGCGGCCCCACCAAGAAAAAGAAAAUGACGGGGCUGGGCGGCCCUCAGAGUGCAGGUGGAGAGGCCAUGAAUGAAAAUAAAUUUCUGAACACAGAUUCCAGCACAGGAUCAGUGGAAGCAACCAUCAAGCCAUUACCAUUUAAAGAUCCAAACUUCAUCCACUCCGGCAUUGGUGGAGCAGCAGCUGGCAAGAAGAACAGAACUUGGAAGAACCUAAAACAAAUUCUUGCUUCUGAAAGGGCAUUGCCAUGGCAACUAAAUGAUCCUAGCUAUUUUAAUAUUGAUGCUCCUCCCUCCUUUAAGCCUGCCAAGAAAUAUUCAGACAUUUCAGGACUUCCGGCAAAUUAUACAGAUCCUCAAAGCAAGUUGAGAUUUAGUACUAUUGAAGAAUUUGCCUAUAUUCGGAUGCUCCCUUCAGACGUGGUUACAGGAUACCUUGCUCUAAGGAAAGCAACAAGUAUUGUUUCCUAAAUGGACCGAAUGUUAUUGUAUAUCACUUGUGAACAAUGCUAAUUCUCAGAGUCAUGAUGGAAACGGAUUGCUCGAUUGAGGUGCCUUAAAAAUACUCGUUCAUAUUUACAUCUGGAAGUAGUUGAUGACACAUGUAUAUGAAAGAACAUAUGGUUUUGAUAAAUAAUGAUAUUUGUUAGUUUGCCAACUUGUAAGUAAUGUGAUUUGGUCAAGAAAAUAACUUAGAUGUUAAGGAUGUAGGCCUGCAUCCUAAUGCCUGAGUUAUAUUAAUUUCUGUAGGGCCAGGAUUUCAUAGCUAACCUCUGAUACUACUGUGGUUCAGAAGAGGAAAAAGUCAUCUGAAUAAAGGCAAAGGUACCAAGAUAGGCCAGCUUAUAAAUCUGCUAUGCAAAUAUGCUUGCUACUUGGCUACAGAGAAGUUUGUCCCACCUGUAAAAUGAAGCUAAAAUACUAAGUGCUGCUAUUGUGGUGACUAUUGAUGGUAUUGAGCAUUGUGGAAAUGAACACCUUCUUACAGAUAUUUAAAUUACAAGACUUGUCAGCAUAAAUAAAGCUAGACUCAAAUUUGUUUGAGUAAAA